AUGUUCACCCUCAUCAGUGCAACACCAUCACCUUAUGCUCGCAAGGUCCGCAUUGCGCUCGCCGAGAAAAACCUACCCUUCACUCUUCAAACAGAGGUACCUUGGGACAAUACGACAAAGACUCCACAAUACAAUCCACUGGAAAAGCUUCCAGUAUUGAUUCUCGAGGAUGGAAAAUCUGCCGUCUACGAGUCUAGCUACAUCCUAGAAUGGCUGGAAGCAAAAUACCCCGAUACACCUCUUCUCCCUAGCCAUACUCAAGUCGAUGAUAGGCUGUUUGCAAGGAAGAUCGAGGUCGUGGCAGAUGGCGUUUGCGAUGCUCUCGUGCUCGCCUUUUUCGAAAACAUGAGGGAACCUGAGAAGAAAUCGCAACCAUGGGUUGACAGACAAAUGAGGAAAGUCGAAGGAGGACUGAGGGCGUUGGGAGAAUGGGCAGAGCAGAAGCAGGGAGGCUAUCUGGUUGGAGACCGACUAAGCCUGGCAGAUAUAGCCGUCGGCUCUCUUUGCGGAUACCUAGCCUGUCGCUGGCCUUCACAUGGCUGGGCCGAUACUUAUCCCGCCUUGAAGAAACAUUGGCAGAUGCUGGAAGAGAGACCUAGUUUCCAGGACACAAGACCAAGUCCACAGACCAUGAAGGACAAAAUCGUUUGA
Aureobasidium namibiae CBS 147.97 is the source of this 651-nucleotide messenger RNA. Its product is annotated as glutathione S-transferase domain-containing protein. Gene Ontology annotation, molecular function: maleylacetoacetate isomerase activity; glutathione transferase activity. Gene Ontology annotation, biological process: L-phenylalanine catabolic process; glutathione metabolic process. Bases 1 to 651 code for a protein of 216 amino acids. The record is from RefSeq and is a predicted model, not a curated record. Lineage: Eukaryota; Fungi; Ascomycota; Dothideomycetes; Dothideales; Saccotheciaceae. The transcript has a single exon.